GUUGUCAAGAAUGUUCCUCCUUAGCCACUCUCCUGCGAGUUAACGAGCAAAUAUGCGCGCAAUCAUGUGCCUUCCUGCGCGAGAAGGGUGUUUCUCUCUUUUCGCCAAACCCACGAAAGAGAGAACCGGAGGGAGGGAGGAGAACAGCCAAUUGAAGCCGAGCAAUCGCACGUCGAGAGCAUAACUGCUUUGCAUCAGCCCAGCACUAACUGUAACUCUCAGCGGGUCUUGCUUCGAAGGAAUUAGUCUGCAGAACAAGAACACAAAAAAAAUAAAAUAAAAUAUCUGUGCAGCAUUUGCUUGUGACUUGCCCGCUCGGCCUGGAAAGCAAGCGUUCGCCGGAGAGACGUCUCUGAAAGUAGAAGGAAACAUGGUGAUUAAAGUUUACAUAGCAUCAUCGUCUGGGUCCACCUCGAUUAAGAAGCAGCAGCAGGAUGUGAUGGGGUUCCUGGCAGCCAAUAAGAUCGAGUUUGAGGAGUGCGACAUCGCCGCCAACGAGGACAACAGGAAGUGGAUGAGGGAGAAUGUUCCGGAGAGCUUCCGACCCGCCACUGGGAACCCCCUGCCCCCCCAGAUCUUCAACGAGGAGCGAUACUGUGGGAAUUACCAAGCCUUCUUCGACGCCAGGGAAGAUAACGCGGUCUACGCCUUCCUAGGUCUGACUGCUCCCCCGGGGUCGAAGGAAGCCGUGGCCCUGGCCAGGCAGCAGCAGGAACAGCAGCAGUAGCAGACAAGCACCUUCCUCGGCAAUCGGCGCCCUCUCCUGUCAAUGUGUAGUACUGCAGCCACAGCAGCGACGUCAGGGAGAACCCGUGCUGAGAUGACCCUAUUUAGCAGUGUUUCCAUCCAUCAUAACCUGCUUCUUUUUAUAUAUAUAUAACUUUUCCCCUGUUUUCUAUUUAAAAAAAAGAAAAGGCAAGCCAAAAUAUAUUUUUGUUAGAGGGAGAGGGGGAACAAAAUAUAUAUUUUUCGUUAUUGUUAAUUUUGUAUCCAGCGUCUUAUAAUAAUAAAAGGUAGGUACAAACAUGCCCCCAUAGAUUGCACGACUUUAUUGCACUAAUAAUCUUCUGUUCAUUUAAACAGAGGCUAUCCACAAUACCUAAAACAACAGAAUUCCCUGAGACGUGAUGUGGUUUUGGAUUCUAAGGGUUUGUGGUCUCUGCUUUACCCGAUGGUGGAUAAUUUAAGGCUCUGUAGGUCUGUUUAACCACUGAACUCCACAGGUCCCAUAUGAUUAGAAAAAAAUGUCUCUGCCGUGUCUCUGGAGGCGGUGUGACUCUUUCUCUUGGUUCUGUCCCUACGAAUUUGAAAGUCGGGGCCUUUCAAAAAAUUAGCACAUGCUUCAUACACAGGGUUCAGUUCUGGUGCCUUCAGAGACCCCAGAACAGGCUUUUUCAGGGCUGUCCAUCUGACCCACUGCCCUGCAGGGUCCUGGAUGCAGUUCUCUUGCACAAGAGUCAGAUUAAAUUUGGUGGGGAGUCCAGUCUCAAAGACGACGCACAACGCUAUUUGGGGGCCUCCCAUUUGAACUUCCUGGGGCCCGGGUUCAGGCUCAAGUCAAAUUGAAGAUUUUUACAAUCCCACCCCGCCUGCUCAGUCCCCCACAUGUGAAAUCCAAACUCCUCGCCGGAUUUGCUGGGCUUUGCCGCGAUCACGGGACAGCUGGCACCGACAGCUGGAUUCAGAGCUCGGUGACUGGCACCGAAAGGUGAGGGCUUGCUUUGAUCUGGGCCCGGUGAGUGAAUCCACCUGCUGAUGAAUAUGUCAACCACAGGAAGACCUGGAAUUUCUAGCUGCAGUCUGGGAGUCCUAUCAUUUCAAAAGCUGACAGAAUCAAAAGCCUUAAGCUGUAGGACACCUUGGGUUUUGUCUCCAGUUUGCGGCAGCAGAUUGGUGUGCUGCCAUGAAGCGGUCUGUAGUCAGUUUCCGCCUGUUCAUUUCCAGUGACAGUGAUGUCUUGCUGAUUAUUUGUGUCUCAUCUGUACAUUGUGUCUGGGCUCUGGGCUGCUGUCCUUUGCUUUGUUCAUGAUAAAGCUUCCAUGUUGAGUGCCA
Molecule: messenger RNA, 2052 nt
Organism: Lepisosteus oculatus (spotted gar)
Lineage: Eukaryota; Metazoa; Chordata; Actinopteri; Semionotiformes; Lepisosteidae
Gene: sh3bgrl
Product: SH3 domain binding glutamate-rich protein like
Cellular component (GO): cytoplasm
Source: RefSeq, a predicted model, not a curated record